AGAGGGGCGAGUUACGUUCGCGACGGAGGAUCGAUCGUGCCAGGAUCGAAUAUCAUAUAAUCGAUUAAAAAAAAUUCGAAAAUCGUUCUAAAAGAUCGAUUGUUCGGAAAAUCGAUUCUGAAUCGCACAUCCCAAAUCCAAAUUCUAGUCCACCAAGUUCUAAUAGAGCGAGGUGGCAAAUAGGCAAUCGAGGUGUUGUUUAUUCGAUUAUACAUACGGACAUGCUAUUCUAUUAAUAUAUAUUCUUACGUGUUUCUAUUAUCACUGUUGGAUCUGUCUAAUAAACCUAAUAAGAAACACAACAUGGAUAUGCUAGAUAUAUUCAGUGCAAAAGGAACGUUCACUAGAAUCACGUUGCCGGGACCGACUAGUCGAAAACAAUUACCAAAGGACAUGUCAUUGUUGGAUGCAGAAUUGAACAAAACAACGCGAAUUUUGGAAAGUGGAACAAAAUAUGUAGAUGAAUAUGUUAAAAAGGAGGAAAAGGAGCUGUUAGAAUCGGCGAGCUAUUGUAACACAAAUGACCAAACAAAUUUCGAACUUGUAUCACAUGGGACAGAAGCUGUACAGGAUGCAUGCAUCAAUGAAGACACAGUCAAUAUAUACAAAACAUUUGAUUUCGCGUACCAACCAAAAAGUAAUUUAACAAUUACUUCUAAAAGGGAUCAAAUUGUUUCUAUGGUUGAAACAAAUUCUGUAAUAAUAAUUCAAGGACCAACUGGUUGUGGAAAGACUACCCAAGUACCGCAGUUUAUUUUGGAUUCCUGUUAUAAGAAAAAGCUACAUUGCAAUAUCAUAGUUACACAGCCUAGACGUAUUGCUGCUAUAAGCAUUGCAAAACGUGUUAGUCAAGAGAGAGAUUGGCCUGUAGGCACCCUUGUUGGAUAUCAAGUUGGUCUGAUAAAUCACACAUGCAAAGAUACUCGUUUAACAUAUUGCACAACUGGUGUGCUUUUACAUAAAUUGAUAAAUUCCAGAAACAUGUUAGAGUAUACGCAUAUUAUACUCGAUGAAGUUCAUGAAAGGAACCAAGACAUGGAUUUUCUUUUGCUCGUUGUACGCAAGUUAUUGCGUACAAAUUCACGCUUGGUCAAAGUGAUAUUAAUGUCUGCAACAUUCCAAGUAGAUAGAUUUGCUAAAUACUUUUCUUCGCCUGUGAGGGACAAGCUUGUACCAGCUCCUGUUAUUGACGUUACAAAAAGAAGAUACUUUAAUUUUGUAAUAUAUUAUCUAUGCCAACUUGGUUCAUUGGGUCCGUUGCCUGAAAUUUCUGCAACAGACCCAGCUGUUUCGAAGAAGAUGAUGGAAUUUUGUGUAAAUCUUAUAAAAAUUCUCGAUGACGUAGACAUGAAAGCCGACGAUGCAAAAUACGAUCAGGAGACGAACGUUUACGAGAGACAUGUGAUUCUCGUGUUUUUACCGGGAAUUCACGAAAUCGAAGAAAUGCAUAAUUUGUUAUCACUGCCAAAACAUAAGCAAGCCAAGUGGGAUAUAGUGGUACUGCAUUCGUCAAUCACAAACGAAGAACAGCAACGAAUAUUUCGGAAACCACCUCAUGGUUACCGUCGCGUUAUUCUGUCCACAAAUAUUGCUGAGAGCAGUAUUACAGUACCCGACGUAAAACAUGUGAUUGAUUUCUGUUUAACAAAGCAACUUGUUGUCAACCCAAAGACAAACUUUCAAUGCUUGGAGCUCAAAUGGGCAAGCAAGAUUAAUUGUGAGCAAAGAGCAGGUCGCACAGGUCGUGUGAUGGACGGACGAGUGUACAGACUAGUAUCGCAAGCAUUCUAUGAGUCUGUGCUCUCAAAAGAAGCACCUCCAGAGAUAUUGCGAGCACCUUUAGCAAACGUAGUGCUGAAAUCAAAGCUGUUAGACAUGGGAGAACCGAAAGCUAUUUUAGCGCUUUCUCUUGAUCCUCCAGACCUCGCCAAUUUAGAGAGAACUAUACUGUUGUUGAAAGAGACUGGUGCAUUGAUCGACACCACCAACGAAUUUCAACCACUCGAUGGGGAACUCACUGAUCUUGGUCGGGUCAUGGCCAAUCUCCCACUGGACAUACAUAUAACAAAGCUAAUAAUGCUAGGACACGUUUAUAGUAUUUUAAAGGACACUAUCAUCAUUGCGGCCUGUCUAGCUGUAAAAGACAUGUUCAACAGUCCGUUCAAACAGAAGUUGUUGGCCUACAAUGUUCGUCUCAACUGGUCAGCCGAUUCUUGCAGCGACUGUAUAGCGUUUAUGAAUGUAUAUAAAGUAUGGAUCUUAAACAAAGCGAAUCGCACAAUAAACAACGAUGCCACGGAAAAAAAAUGGGCUUUAAGGAACUUUGUACAGAUUAGAGUGCUGCGAGAAGUCAAAGCCCUGGUCACAGAGUUGUCAAAAAGGUUAGAGAAGCUGGGAAUAAAGGAGAGCGAGGGCAUGAAUAAAGUGGUGUGGAAAACAGAACGGCCGUUUGUUUUAAAGCUUGUGAUCGCCGGGGCGUUCUAUCCAAACUACUUCAUCAAGCAUGUGCCGGAUGCACAGGAGAAGGAGUACGCAGGAAUCAAAUUGUUAAAUGGCUUGGACCCUUCUACAACGGUGUAUGUGCAAGGAUGGCCUCUAAGACAGCCUGGCCCUCUCUAUGCUAAAAGAAUUCAAGAAAUUUUGCAGUCACACAUGGAGCUUCCUCAGGACAAAGUUAGAAUAUCUUUUGACGCCUCGUCUAGAGUAUACAUACAAUUUUUACCUGAAGAAGGAGAUAAUAAUAAUAAGAAAAUUGCACAGUGUGUUUACAAAGCUAUUCGAAUGAGACAGUGUAAUAUACCACUGGAAAUACCGAUUUUGAAUGAGGAUAUUGCUAUUGAAAGAGCAGAGAAGGAAAACUUAAAAAGGACACAGUACUUCACUCGCGCCAGCAAUAUCAAAAACCGUUUGGUGCCACGAUUACCAGGUUUACGAACAUCUCGUAUUCCCAUAAUACUGCAACAUGUGAAGAAUCCCGGACGGUUUUGGGUACAAAUCCGCGACACCAAAGUUAAGAAGGAAGUUGAUAGAAUAAGAUUCGUUAUAAAUAAAAAUUUGGAUUACUUAAAUCCAUUCGAAACAGUUCCGGAGACUGGCACAGUCGUGAUUGCUCCGUACGUAAUGAAAUCGUGCAUAUCGUAUCUUCGGGCAAUGGUGAUGGGUAACAUAACUUCGCCGGAAAUCCUGGUACAAGUUUACUACUUGGAUAACGGUUAUUCGGGCGAAUGUCGUCUUUGCGAUUUAAGACGCAUCGACCACACCGAGCUCGCCGAUGUUCCUGCGUUAGCCAUCGAAUGCGUUCUAGCCAAAAUAGAACCGUCUAUAAUGAGUAAUUUGGAUGACAAUUGGUCGGAUGCAGCCUUUGACUUUUUCUGGAUGUUGAGCCACAAACCAGGCUUGCUGUACGGCGACAUAUAUUCUAUCGUAAACGGCGUCAUGGCGUUAGAAGUGAUACUGCUGAUUGAUAACGAGGAGAUCAGUAUCAAUCGGUCACUAAUUGACAAAGGAUUCGCAAGGGAAAAAGAAGAGGGCUAUUUCUCACGGUUUAAUCACGAUUUACGAAUGCAACAGGCGGACAUGACUGACGAACAGUGUCAUCAUCAUGAACUGUUACAAUAUAACCAGGAUUACGCCCAGUAUAUAUAUCCGAAUCCGCCAGAGCCUUCCGAGUGUUACAAAUCGGUGAAUUUGCGGGGACCAUUCUCGCCCCUCGAGAUUGAAAUGAAACAUCUCACUACAGCCGGCAGAGACAAGAGGAUAUGCGUGGCCACGAACUCCGUAAACGCUGUUCUGCUGGACACUGAUCCGGAGGAUCCUUCUCAGCGUCUUCUCGUAGCGGGAUCUGUAUCUCAGAGUGCUCAUGGCUAUAAUCUAACGUUAUACAACACAACGUUGAUGCCACGUCUUCCUGGCUUGACUGCAUUGAUCGGGCUGAUAUUUGCCCCGUCCAUGGAACUUCGACGCAACACGUUUGGGACUCAUUACAUAGGCGCGCUGUGCGGACUGGGCUUCGAUCCUAAAACCAAAAGAAGCCUGUUCCCAGAACACGACUUAGAGCUUCAGUUCGACGCUGAGAUUACCAUAGACGACCUGCAAUACAUAAACAGAUUGCGGCAUUGGACGAAUAUUGGUAUGCAAAUCAGUUACGAAUCCGGAGGAAUCCAUAACAUGGAGGAGAUCAUUAUUUGCCAGACCAGAAUAAAAAACGCGUUGCUCAAACUAAUCGAUAAAACAAGAAAACAUCAACCGCUUGAGAUGAUCAAUAAUUUUGAUACGUGGAAUCUGUACGAUGAUCUCUUAUAUCUACGUCCUAAUAAAACGUCUAUGGUCGCUAAUAAUAUAUUUAAGUUGCACAAUGCAUUGGAACUGGAAGAGACCGACGAGUUACACGAAAUUAUAGAACACGUGAAGAAGUUACGAGCGUUGAUAAUGGAAGAUCCAAGGAAACCCGGGAACACUAACAUAAUGUGUAAAGUGUGCCAUGUGGUACUGAUCGAUAUUUACGAUCUUCGCAGUCAUUUGUUUACUACUGCUCACAGAGAGAAAGAAAAACGACUAGGCAUUCAGCUUUAAUUAAUUACGAUUAAACGACGCGGUACAUUUAGUAACGAAAAAAGUAUUAUUAAUUAUUAUUGCGUUAACUUACGUACUUGUUAAGAUCUGUAAAGUCUGAAAUUAUGUUAAAUCUAUCUUUAAUUGUAAAUUUAAUUUCUCACUGUUUCAACUUUAAAAUAUGAAUAGUUAAUCGUAUGCUUAAACAUUUAAUAGUCGUAUUCAUAUAAAGUUAUAGCACGAAAUAGAAAUACAGUGGCGGUCAUAUACUUAAAACCACUCGAGAAAACGGUAUUUACUUUUUUAAAAUUAGACUUCAAUUUUUUUAUGUGAUAGAAGGACAAUGACUAUAAUACUAUUUUUUUUCAAUUUUCUUGAAAAUUUAAAAAAUACGUUUUGUAUAACUUACAGUGGUUACUUAUGGCCCGCGCGACCACGUUAUUACACUACAUUCGUGCUUCGCACGCCGCACAUACAAUUCGUCGCUCACAUUUUUGAUAGUGGGUAACUAACUACAGUAAUAGGUCCUACUCUUGCACAUCUUUAAGCCGCAGCUUCAUCCGUUAGCAAGGGUCGAUAUGUAUAAAAAUUUUCUUUACUCUAAUUGGUUGACUAUUCACUACUAGGACAGGAUCUAUUGCGGAUUAGAUGCGCAUUAAAAUAGUAAGAAAAAUGUGCAGGAAUAGAUACCAUUACUAGCUGAAAGGAAAUUUGUCACCCCAGAUAUUGACGAUCGAUGGGGGGGGGGGGGGGACAUCUGGGAAUCCCACGCGCCAUAAAUUUCCUGCCAUAACAGCUGACAAUACAGCGUACAAGCAUUCUAAAGGUUCAAAACUAGAAUUUACAUAAUAUGUAUGACUAAAAUAACUGCCUUUUUUAUUAUGCCACAUGUAGAAAAUAAUGAGGAUAAAAUAAAUGUGUAAAGGAUUAUUAAAUU
Megalopta genalis is the source of this 5488-nucleotide messenger RNA. It is a transcript of the gene spn-E, whose product is annotated as tudor domain containing 9 protein spindle E. Gene Ontology annotation, molecular function: RNA binding; helicase activity; ATP binding. Gene Ontology annotation, cellular component: intracellular anatomical structure. NCBI's taxonomy places the organism in Eukaryota, Metazoa, Arthropoda, Insecta, Hymenoptera, Halictidae. The record is from RefSeq and is a predicted model, not a curated record.